AAGGUUUUUGAAGGACUUAUUCACCCUGAAACAAACAGGAUAGGGCUUUUGGACCUCGAAUGUGCUGAUAAUAGAUUCAGGCCAAACAGCUGCGUCCAGAUAGGGAAUUUCAACCUCCAAGGUUGGAUAAAAUGCCAGGUUAGGCUCCGGAUUUCCUGGUUAGAUCGAUUAUUUUUAAACCGGUUCAGUAAACUACCGGCAGUGUUACGGAACCAAAGCCGUGGCAUCUACGUGCUAUGUAUUUUGUUGCAUUGA
Pyricularia grisea is the source of this 255-nucleotide messenger RNA. RefSeq lists its product as uncharacterized. NCBI's taxonomy places the organism in Eukaryota, Fungi, Ascomycota, Sordariomycetes, Magnaporthales, Pyriculariaceae. The record is from RefSeq and is a predicted model, not a curated record. The transcript has 2 exons. The annotation marks the transcript as partial.